UACACAACGUACGGAUGAAUACAGGUUGUGUAGUGUGCCUGAGUGUGGAUCAGUGGAAAUACUAAACGGCAGCCACGCUAAAUAAUUGUGUAAAAAUUAAAAUCGUAAUUAGUUGAGAUACAUUUUAAGCGAACAGAAGUUCUUUACAAUCCUAAACAAAAUUAGAAAACUUAUAAAUUUUAUUAAAAAAUAAAAGAAGAAAAAAAACUGAAAAAGUAUCUCUGCCAAUUAAAAAACUAAAAUAGUUGUUAAAUUUGUUAUUUUCUGUUUUAAAUGUACAUAAGUAUGAAUGUAUAUAUAGUGAUAAGAUAAUUGAACUUUGUUGUUUUUUGUUAGUAGAUUUUAUUUACAAUUUUUUUUAUUGUUCGCUUAAAAUAUUCCGCACCAUACUGGGAGGCCUUUUAACUGGUACUACAUAUUCAUUAUUUUUAAAUUGCAACUGUAAGUGAAGGUGAUAAGACAUCAUUUUCAUUCAAAUCACUUGUUUGUUGAUGUUGACUUUAUAUUAAUAUUAAUUAAAUAUAAAAAAAAAAAACAUUAACAUAAAUAAAAAACAAGUAAACAAUGCCGAAAAUCUAUUUUAUUGGUGUUGAUGUUGGUACUUCAUCGGCUCGUGCUGCUUUGGUCACAUCAGAUGGUAAAGUUUUAAAACAAGCCGUUCAAAAUAUACGCAUUUGGAAUCCAGAACAUGAACAUUUCGAACAAUCAUCAGAUGAUAUUUGGAAUGCAGUCUGUAAUUGUGUUAAGAAUGUGAGCAGCGAUGUUGCCAAAGAGGAAAUUGUUGCCAUAUCAUUUGAUGCCACCUGCUCAUUAGUGGUUUUGGGAGAAAAUGGAGAACCUCUGUCUGUGAGCAACAGUCGGCAGCCGGAACAAAAUAUCAUAUUAUGGAUGGACCAUAGAGCCCACAAAGAAGCUGCUCAAAUCAAUGACACCAAACAUGAACUACUAAAGUAUGUGGGCGGUCAAGUUUCGGUCGAAAUGGAAUUACCCAAAUUGAUGUGGUUAAAAAAUAAUCGUUACCUCUCGACCUUUACAAAAUUGUGGCGGGCAUUUGAUUUGCCAGAUUUUCUGACCUGGCGUAGUACCGGCUGUGAUACAAGGUCUUUGUGUUCGGUAGUCUGUAAGUGGAAUUAUGAUGCUGUCAAAAUGGAAUGGAAUACAGAUUUCUUCAGAGAAAUUGGUCUGGAGGAUCUCCUCAAGAACCAGGCGGAAAUAAUAGGAAGUGAAGUAAAGGAACCAGGUACGCCGGUGGGUAAAGGUUUAAGUGAACAAGCUGCCAAUGAAAUGAAUUUACUACCGGGUACUGUUGUGGGCACCUCGCUGAUAGAUGCUCAUGCUGGCGCUUUGGGCAUGUUUGGUUGCCGUUCAACCGAGUACAACUGUGAGUUGGAAGGAAAAUUGGCUUUAAUUUGUGGCACCUCUACGUGUCACAUGAGUUUGACUAAAAAGCCCUGUGAGGCUAAAGGAAUUUGGGGUCCGUAUCGUAGUGCCAUAAUACCGGGUUAUUAUUUAAAUGAAGGUGGCCAAAGUGCAGCUGGCUUAUUGUUGGAUCAUGUUAUUAAAACGCAUCCACAGUAUAUGCAUAUAAAAAUGAAAUUAAAUGAUAAUGAGCAUAUCUACACAUAUUUGAAUAGAUUGUUAAAGAGUAUGGCAAAAGAACGGGGUCUAGAUGAUGCCUGUUAUUUGACCAACGAUCUUCAUGUUUGGCCAGAUUUCCAUGGCAAUCGUUCUCCCAUAGCUAAUCCCAAUCUAAAAGGAAUGAUUUCUGGUCUCAAUAUGAAUGUGGAAGAAGAAUCUUUGGCCGUUUUAUAUUUAGCUUUUGUGCAAGCUUUAGCGUAUGGCACUCGCCACAUCAUUGAUAAUUUGCUCAAACAUCAACGUGUUCCCUUUCAUACUUUGCUUUUCUGUGGUGGCUUAGCUAAAAAUAAUCUGUAUGUACAAUGUCAUGCGGAUAUCUGCCAAUUGCCAGCUUUAAUCCCCGACGAACAGGAAAUGGUUCUGGUAGGUUCUGCUAUGUUGGGUGCAUGCGCUGCCAAAGUCUAUGAGGAUUUAGAAUCUGCUUCGGCCGCUAUGGGUGGUACGGGUAAAUUAGUUAUACCGCAAUUCGGCACUAAGGAAUAUCAUGAACGUAAAUAUCAAGUGUUCUUGGAAAUGUUAAAGGACCAAUAUAAAUACAAGGAUAUGAUGUAACUCACAAACUUUAAAAGCAUUUAAUUAAUAUAAUUAAAAAUUUAGUUCUUUUUUUAACUUACAUUUGUAGUUUUGUUAGAUGUUUAUUCUUUUGAUUUUGCUUUCUUUGAUAUAUAUAUAUAUAUUUGUAUGUACAUGAAAAAAUAAAUAAAUUAUAUAUUUUUA
Molecule: messenger RNA, 2355 nt
Organism: Calliphora vicina (urban bluebottle blowfly)
Lineage: Eukaryota; Metazoa; Arthropoda; Insecta; Diptera; Calliphoridae
Product: FGGY carbohydrate kinase domain-containing protein
Exons: 5
Coding region: 565-2190 (541 amino acids)
Biological process (GO): carbohydrate phosphorylation; pentose metabolic process
Cellular component (GO): cytoplasm
Molecular function (GO): D-ribulokinase activity
Source: RefSeq, a predicted model, not a curated record